AUGGUUGACCGUCCACCCCCUCACGCUCGCCCGGGCACUAACAGAACCGCGCGCACGAAUACAGCGGGCAUACGGCGCAACCUAUUCCAAAGCCAACUCACUCGCCGCCCAACACCCACGACUUCCUCCCAGUCUUCUAAUAACUCCGCUGAGACAUUACGUCUUGCGGACGUCGAGGUGCUAUCCGAUACCUCUGACAUCGUUGUCCGCGACAAGAACGGCGAAUUCGACGUUGGUGAUCCGCCUACACCCCCUCUAGACGACUCGGAGGAAGGCGGCGCAUUGGAUGAUGCGCAGGAGAGCGAGCGCGAGAGGCAAAGAUUGGCAGAAGCAGUCAAGCACUACCAAAUAAACCACAACCGCGCUCCAGCGCAACCCGAAGAGGUCCUAGAGACACUCCGAGCCAGCAUGAGAGCCAAAGUAGCAGCCCUAGCCGAAGACAACUGGAUGUACGAGCCAGAAGAGCAGCAUCGGCCGCAAUGA
Daldinia childiae is the source of this 483-nucleotide messenger RNA. RefSeq lists its product as uncharacterized. The coding region runs from base 1 to 483 and encodes 160 amino acids. Lineage: Eukaryota; Fungi; Ascomycota; Sordariomycetes; Xylariales; Hypoxylaceae. The transcript is spliced from 3 exons. The record is from RefSeq and is a predicted model, not a curated record.